Molecule: messenger RNA, 3478 nt
Organism: Sycon ciliatum
Lineage: Eukaryota; Metazoa; Porifera; Calcarea; Leucosolenida; Sycettidae
Product: major facilitator superfamily domain-containing protein 8-like
Exons: 12
Coding region: 288-2183 (631 amino acids)
Biological process (GO): transmembrane transport
Cellular component (GO): lysosomal membrane
Molecular function (GO): transmembrane transporter activity
Source: RefSeq, a predicted model, not a curated record
CUGUAAUACAGAAUUAGUUAGUUAUCCCCAGUGUAUGGACUCUUGCUAUUUUGGUACUGAGCUCCCUUGUUUUGAACUUGGAAGUACUAGUAAUCACGUACUAGUAGUUAGCUGAAUCAGACAUGCCAGCAGCUGACAAAGAUUUACUUGAUCAUCCUUGGGCAAUGUAGCUUUUCUUGGGCCUUAGUGCACACAUCUCUACUUCUCUUGGAAUACCAAUAUUUGCUUCUUCCAGCGUUUUGAUCUGACCACACCUGCCUAAGCUCCUCUCGUUCCGUCUGUCGGGAAUGGCGUCUCGAAAUUCUCGUAACGACGCCUGGGUAUUGGACCAAGGCAGGGAAAGGCACUUGUCCAGUGACAAUGAUAGUGUAUGUGGAGCAAACAGUGACUCAGAAACCGCACCACUGCUACAACGGCGUGAUGUAGAUCAUGCACGCCGUUGGAAGUCCAUCCGGGUUAUGUACAUCACUAUGUUUAUCGGCAGUGUCGGUUUCUCCAUCAUCUUGUCAUCUGUUUGGCCAUAUCUUCAGCAGGUGGAUAAAUGUGUAACGGCCUCGUUUCUAGGUUACGUGGUGGCUGCUUACUCUGUGGGCCAGCUGAUUGCCUCACCACUGUUCGGGUUUUGGGCUAACCGGCAGAAGUCCAGCCUUACUCCUAUCCUUGUGUCGCUGGUCAUCAACUUUCUGGGCAGUAUGAUGUAUGGAUUCUCAGGUGCUCUGACAGCGCAUGAUUCUACGAAUGGUAUCUUCAUGCUUGUCUCAAGAUUUUUUAUCGGUGUUGGUGCGGGCUCAGUGUCUGUGGUGAGAGCAUACGUAUCAGCUGCCACCACUAUGGAGGAGCGCACUGCCGCCAUGGCUAACAUCAGUGCAGCUCAGUCAUUGGGUUUUAUCCUAGGGCCAGGUUUGGCAGCUGCUUUCCGACCAAUUGGUGAAACGGGUGUCACGUGGAAAGUCUUGCGCCUACAGUUAAAUAUGUACACGUUACCUUCAUUCUUGGGUGCUUUCCUUGCGCUGAUCAACAUCGGUGUAUUGCUCAUGUGGUUCACUGAGUGCACCAUGGCGUUUGAGCCAAGUAUUAGCAUCCAAGACAAGGUAACUCGCUCCAUUCAGGUGAAUGCUGAUGGAGAAGAGAGCACGGGCAAGCAGCAAUCUCUCUGUUCUUGUUUUCGCACUGGUGAUCAAGGUGAUCGAGGUUCAAGCAGCACAGGGAUCGACAAUACUGCUUCACUUAUUUGUAUCGUUCUCUUUUUCGUCGUCCUCUUCAUCUUCUCAGUAUUUGAAACGAUUCUCAGUCCCUUGUCGAUGGAUGAGUUUGGCUGGAGUGGUGAGCAGGCCACACUCUACAAUGGUAUAGUGCUGCUUUCAUCUGGUGUUGUGGCCGUUGCUACCUUCAUGGUUGUCAAGAUUCUCUCGAAAAGGUAUGAUGAGCGCAACAUUUUCAUCUGCGGCAUGAUUAUCUGUUCACUGGCGUUUGUUCUGUAUAUUCCGUUCAACCAUGGACGACCUCCACUCAACUAUGGUAAUGGCACCUUGACACAUGCAAGUAUGCUUUCUGUAAGCAGUAAUGGCGAUAGUGAGGAUGCUGAUGCGAGGAUCGGUUCUGAUUAUUCAGAUAUCUCCAGUAGUCGGUCAGUGGCCUGGACCGGCAUUCGUGCUUCCGACAUGCUGCCAUACGUUGCCACUACUAGGCACCACUAUUCCGAACAACCCGAGCAGGAUGAAGACUUGUGGCAAGGAGCAGAUGACGAGGCUACUCUCGAUGUUGCAUCAUCAGCCUCUGCGACAAAGUGCAGCAAUAGCAACAUGACCAACGUGACCUCUGCAGGCGGUUGUCCCGUGGUCAAGUAUCCGUGGUGCCUGGAUUCGUAUCAUUUGAAUUUCUAUCAAUUCCUCGGUGGUGGUCUCCUGAUGGCUGUUGGAUAUCCCACAUGCGCUGUCAUGUGUUACGCUAUCUUCUCUAAGAUCCUUGGCCCAUUCCCUCAGGGCACAAUGAUGGGCUGGUUAACAGCUGCAGGUAGUGCUGCACGUGCCUUUGGUCCCAUGAUCGUCAGUAAUGUAUACACAGCAGCAGGACCUCGGAUAGCAUUCGCCUGCACCUCCUGCUUUGUCCUACUAGCAAUUGGCAUUCUAUUGCUGUCUUACAAGCGGCUAGUUCCGUACCGUCCUCCUCGUGUUCGCUCAUGAAACUGACCAUUGUCUGUAGUAUCCUGAAUAACAUUGUAUCCAUGGCGUCAUUCCCUGCUGCUCUAGCAUAUGCUCAGAGUAUGGAUAGUAUGAUGGUGAUGCUGCCAUGACUUGACGGAAUGUUACUGCCUGACUUCCCCUCCGAGCCAGACAGUACAUACCAUUUCAGUUUAGUAUACCUGUUCGUCUGCUAUUUCCAUUUGGAUCUGUAAGAGAAUAUCUGUAAGAGAAUAUCAUGAUGGGAGGUGGUGACUGUGGUAGUGCUGUGUACUCUUCUGUACCAAGCCUGUCAGGCAUGUCCUUAACGCAGCAAUCCCGUGUGUUUGUGCCCUGAAUCAGUAGAGCAGUGUGACACACCCCGCUCACCUACUGCACGUCUGUUACGCUGACAUGGGCUGCUAUUCCCGCCUGAGUGACAUCGGCUGCUAUUCCCGCCUGAGUGACAUGGGCUGCUAUUCCCGCCUGAGUGACAUCGGCUGCUAUUCCCGCCUGACUGACAUGGGCUGCUAUUCCCGCCUGAGUGACAUGGGCUGCUAUUCCCGCCUGAGUGACAUGGGCUGCUAUUCCCGCCUGAGUGACAUGGGCUGCUAUUCCCGCUAUUCCCGCCUGAGUGUCUUGAGUGUCACCAUGUAUCUGCCUGUAUGGUGCUAGCAGUUAGGCUCCUUCAGUCCUUGUGCUUCUGCUUUGUCAUUAGCUGUGCUCGUUGCCAGAUUGUUUAUGUGUAGCGCCCUGCGGGCCGUGCAUAGGAUUCUUUCUGUGCAAAGUGUUGAUUCCAAUGAACAAAGCACUAGCGUGUAUAGCCAUAUAUCUGACAUUAGUAUUUAUCAAUGUACGUCAUGAAAUUUCUUUUUAUAGACACCGUAUAAAAAUCAUAUACAUGUACAUUGUACAUGUGCUUAUAAUGUUAUUGUUAUGAAACUUUCAUCUACACGCACUACACACACUACACGUACUACACAUGCCGCUAACCCUGCGGUUUACAUUGAGCCUGUAAGUUUGUGGACGUUAUAAUUAUCAUGACUUCUUCCGUAGCGUGUGUCAUCCGAUCUUCUCAUACUUGUACUUGACUGUGAAAUGAUACUUUUGAUAUGUCUUUUGAAUUUUUUUCUUGACUCUAUUUUUCAUUUAUCCUAUUAUUACUAUAUUUAGGGUAAUAAUGACAUGGCAGUGAGAAAGCAACUGAUGCCAGAAACGCUCAGGGAUCUUUUCACUUCUGCUAGGACUUUCCCAUUCCACAAACUAGUAGUGCUGAAUUCUUUCUGUUGUCUUUUUUUUAAAAGCACGUUUUCCAGGCA